AUGGAAUCUCUGUCUCCCGAUUUUUUGCUGAAGAUGCCAUUUAUGAAUCCUAAAGGCAUGUCGACCCUUGGACACACUUUCAGAAAUUUCGACCAGACGAUACUCACCGUCAAGGUCGGAAAAGGAGAAUACCCGGAAUCGUUCAGUUGCCACCGAGAGCUACUAAGAAGAUGCUCGACAUACUUUGAUAAAGCCCUGCAACAGCAAGGCUCGUCCCCUUACAAGAGAGAUGGAGAUGCCGGCCUCGAGCUCGAGGACACCAACCCGGAUGUGUUUGACGCCUUCAUGAUGUGGCUCUACACGGGCUACAUCCCACACCAUUUGAUCGAAGGCAACAAGGAAACGAAGCCGCCCUCACAUUCAAUUGAUCUCAACCGUCCCAGCACUGAUGACGCCACCUCUGAAUCAGACCAAAAAGACGAACCUGCCCCAGACGACGUCGACGCAGUAUCAUGGGGCAUCAGCCUCGACAACGACGACCCACCCCCACCAGAGCCCCAACAACAACCCCCAUCGACCGAAGAGCCCACACCCAACGCAGAAAACGGCGCUGAAAAAGUCCCCGGCGAGAACGAAAGCGAAAAAUCCGCCUCAAUGAUGCCCACCCCUCCCAUCCGCCUCACGGGCAUCGAAAAACCAGAAGCCCCCAAAGAAACCCUCUGCCCCUGCUGCUCGCGGCCCUACAAGUGGCGCGGCCUCGAAGGCUUCCUAGAACGGCGCUUCAUCUCGCUAUACAUCUUUGCGCACCGCUACGAGAUCCCCAAGCUGCGCCGCGCCGUGCUCCUCGCGUGGCAAACCAACGACGAGAUCCUGCAAUCGAUGCCCGACCACAGCAACGUCAUCGACGCCUACGAGAGCCUGCCCUCGGACUCGCCGCUGUGCAGGUACUUCCUCGACAUGUACAGCGUGUACUGGAAUCCGGACAAGGACAACGAGCGCAUGUCUGCGCUGCGCUCGCAGCUGCCCCAGCCGUUCCUCUUCGAGCUCGCCACCACGCUGGCGAAAGGCGAGCGGCCAAAAUCAGAGAAGGAUUGGUGCGAGUGGCAUGAGCAUGAGGAUGACGCGGCCAAGAAGGCGUGCACCGAUGAGAUGAUGAAGGAUCCCGCUGCUGCGAAGGCUAUUAAGCGCUUGAGAGAUACAAAGGGGUGGAAGGGUCUUGUGAUGAAGAAGGGGAAGAGAUGA
Molecule: messenger RNA, 1182 nt
Organism: Periconia digitata
Lineage: Eukaryota; Fungi; Ascomycota; Dothideomycetes; Pleosporales; Periconiaceae
Source: the annotation of a GenBank genome assembly